AUGGGAGUACCUUCGUUCUACAGAUGGUUAAUCGAGAGGUAUCCAUUGAUUUUGCAAGAUGUCAUCGAAGAAGAACCUCUCGACGUCAAGGUUCCCGUCGAUACCAGCAAACCUAAUCCAAACGGCGUCGAGUAUGACAAUCUCUACCUCGACAUGAACGGAAUCAUUCAUCCUUGUUUCCAUCCUGAAGACAGAGCUUCUCCGACAACGUUUUCGGAGGUGUUUCAAUGCAUGUUCGAUUACAUAGACAGACUAUUCGUUAUGGUUCGACCUCGGAAGCUCUUAUUCUUGGCUAUUGAUGGUGUUGCUCCAAGGGCUAAGAUGAACCAACAGAGAUCCAGAAGGUUUCGAGCUGCAAAAGAUGCAGCAGAGGCUGCUGCUGAAGAAGAGAGACUGCGGCAAGAGUUUGAGAGUGAAGGGAAGAAGUUGCCACCUAAGCUGGACUCUCAAGUUUUUGACUCUAAUGUUAUAACUCCUGGAACAGAGUUCAUGUCUACUCUCUCAUUUGCGUUGCAAUACUACAUUCACCUUAGACUUAAUUCUGACCCUGGUUGGAAAAAUAUAAAGGUUAUUCUCUCUGAUGCUAAUGUUCCUGGCGAGGGGGAACACAAGAUCAUGUCUUACAUACGUCUUCAAAAGAACCAUCCUGGUUACAACCCCAACACUUGUCAUUGUCUCUAUGGUUUGGACGCCGACUUGAUCAUGCUGGCUUUGGCCACACACGAAGUUCAUAUUUCAAUCCUUCGUGAGGUUGUUUUCACUCCUGGACAACAAGACAAGUGCUUCUUGUGUGGUCAACUCGGGCACCGAGCAGCAGAUUGUGAGGGCAAGGUAAAGAGGAAGGCAGGAGAUAUGUUAGAUAAACCCGAGACAGAUGUUGUGGCUAAGAAGCCAUAUCAGUUCGUCAAUAUCUGGACGCUUCGAGAGUAUUUGGAGCACGACAUGCAGAUACCGAACUCGCAAUUGCAAAAACAUUUGGACCGCAUAAUUGAUGACUUCAUCUUCAUCUGUUUUUUUGUUGGCAAUGAUUUCCUGCCACAUAUGCCUACACUAGAGAUACGAGAGGGUGCUAUAGAAUUACUUAUGUCCGUGUACAAGAAGGAAUUUGGAUCAAGUACAAGUUACUUGAGCAACGGAAGCAAGCUGAAUUUAAAGAAUGUCGAGCAUUUUAUCCAGGCCGUUGGGCUCUAUGAAAAUAAUAUAUUUCAAAGGAGAGCACAAAAUCAUCAGAGGCAAUCGGAAAGGUUUAGUCGUGACCGAGCUCAAUCGAGCAGAAAAAGUAACUAUGACCCGGUUGUGCAACUAGAUCCUCUAGUUGAGGUGUCCGAUUCAUUGCGUCUGUCAUUGAACGAUAACUCUAGCGUGGCGAAGGGGGAAACAGAAUAUAACAUCAAAGAAGAAGAGAUGGAUAACAGUGAAGAAUUGAAGUUUAAGCUUAAGAAACUGUUGCGGGAAAAAUCAGAUGGGUUCAGUUCAGGAAAAGGCGAAGAAGAUAAGGUGAGGCUAGGUGUAGAAGGAUGGAGGGAGAGAUACUAUGAGGAGAAAUUCGUAGCCAAGACUAUAGAGGAAAUGGAACAAAUACACAGAGAUGUUGUCUUGAAGUAUACAGAAGGUCUUUGUUGGAUAAUGCAUUACUAUUAUCAUGGUGUUUGUUCAUGGAAUUGGUUUUAUCCUUAUCAUUAUGCACCUUUCGCAUCUGAUCUCAAGUUCCUUGACAAGCUAGAUAUUAAGUUCGAACUAGGUUCCCCAUUUAAGCCAUUCAAUCAGCUUCUGGCAGUUCUUCCAUCUGCAAGUGCACAUGCUCUCCCAGAGUGUUUUAGGAAACUGAUGACAGAUCCAAAUUCACCUAUAGCUGAGUUUUAUCCUCCCGAUUUUGAGAUUGACAUGAACGGAAAGCGCUAUUCUUGGCAGGGUAUAGCAAAACUGCCUUUUAUAGAAGAAAAGCGUCUUCUGGAAGCAGCAGCUAAAGUGGAGCACUCACUGACGAAGGAAGAAGUUCGAAGAAACAGUGUGUUGUCUGACAUGCUCUUUGUGGUUUCAUCUCAUCCCCUUGCUGAGCUCAUCCGUUCUCUUAGUAGCCGUACUAUCAAAUUGACCAACAAAGAACGAGCAACAGCUACGGAAAAAAUUGACCCUGGACUAAGUGAAGGGAUGAAUGGUUACUUAGCGUUAUGUGGUGGAGAUAGUCAGCCUUCACGCUUCAGCUCCCCCAUCGAGGGCAUGGAAGAUGUAUUAGCCAAUCAAGUCAUGUGUGCCAUAUACAAACUUCCAGAUGAUCUUAGAGGAAGCGACAUUGCUCGUCCACCUUCAGGAGUGGUGUUGCCUAAAAAGACUGUACAACUAGCGGAUUUAAAAGGUGGAGCUAAUCUAUGGCAUGAAGAUGGUGAUCGAAGACGAGCUCCUGCAAAGAUUAUAAAAAUCAAGAGGUAUAACCCACAAGGAUCCAUUUCGGGGGAUAGGCUUGGGAAGGCAGCGCACAAACUAGUGUUACAGACAAUAAAUUCCCGACCGGAUAAUACAAACAUCAACUCCGAACCAGCAUUGUGUCCGAAUACUAUUUUCCACAACAAUCAGGUGGAGAAAAAGGUCCCAUCGUUCCGAGGGAGUACGGUACAGAAGAAACACUAUCAGAGUGAAUUGGCUUUGAAUAAAAACAGAAGCCAUCAUCAAAGGGGACAACUAACCCAGGAGGAGAAGACAGCAAUCAGAAAGCGCAAGGAAAAAGAGAAAAGAGGGAGAAAUUUGGCUAACAGAAGGGAAAGAGCAAAGAAUGAGAAGCAAGCAGAGAAAGGAGAAAGCAAUUUGGAAAACAAAAGGCCUCGAAGUGAAGUCAAUGAGGAGAACAGGGUGGAACAUAAAAGGCCUCGACUCACUGAGGAGAGAAACAUAAACACUGAAGGGAAGGAACAAAACAAAUGCGCUCAAAGUGAAGUCACUGAGCAGGAGAAGAAUGCAAAACGAAAGCGCAAGGAAAAGGAGAAGAAAGAGAAAAGAAGAAAGAGCAAAGAAGAAAAAGAUAACAUAAUAUGA
This is a messenger RNA of Eruca vesicaria subsp. sativa (arugula), 3030 nucleotides long. The record is from the annotation of a GenBank genome assembly. Lineage: Eukaryota; Viridiplantae; Streptophyta; Magnoliopsida; Brassicales; Brassicaceae.